Molecule: messenger RNA, 915 nt
Organism: Drosophila ficusphila
Lineage: Eukaryota; Metazoa; Arthropoda; Insecta; Diptera; Drosophilidae
Product: probable peptidyl-tRNA hydrolase 2
Exons: 2
Coding region: 88-648 (186 amino acids)
Cellular component (GO): cytosol; mitochondrion
Molecular function (GO): peptidyl-tRNA hydrolase activity
Source: RefSeq, a predicted model, not a curated record
CCUCAGUUGGUGUGACCGCAUCCGGAAACGUGAAGUGAGCGCCAUCGGCUGCGUUUUUCGCGAAAUAUAGAAAAUAUACGGAGCAUCAUGGGCGACAAGCUGCUGGACUCUACGCAGAUCAUCAAUGGAUUGGCUGUGAUGCUCUCCUUUUUCGUGGGCUACCGUUACGCCCUUAAGCGUGGAGACGUCAAGGACUCGUCCCCUGAAGGAGCGGCUGCAUCGGCGUCCGGAUCCUCAGGGUUCAGUGUUUCCGAGGCGGCUCCUGUUGCGGAUAAGGGUUUCGGAGGUUUCAACGACAACUUCAAGAUGGUCCUUGUGGUGCGCAACGACCUCAAGAUGGGCAAAGGCAAGAUCGCCGCCCAAUGUGGCCACGGAGCAGUGGGUGCCUACCAGCGAGCGGUGGCCAGGACGCCCCGGCUGUUGCGGGCGUGGGAAAACUGCGGAUGCGCCAAGAUCGCCGUGCGCGUGGAGAGCGAGGCGGAGCUGAUGGCGAUCAAGAAGGCCGCCGAGCGGCAGCAGCUAAACACGUGCCUUAUCCGCGAUGCCGGUCGCACCCAGAUCGAGGCGAACUCCAAGACUGUGCUGGCCGUGGGCCCAGCGGCCGCCGUGGACAUCGACCGGGUCACCGGCCACCUGAAGCUGCUGUAAAAUCCGGAACACGGGAACUUUUACACGCCAUGUGGCAUCACUAACCCACUCGAGUGCAACCCGACAAUUCUCAAAGCAAUAGGGCGCGUUGGUGGAGCGGCGGAGGCGGCAGUGAAUGGCGUCAUGCCGCCGGAAAGGAGGCAGAGGGGAGGACGACGACUGUGACACGCAAGUUAAGCUAAGAUUUACGUUAUCACGUUAACUGUGAGUUGAGCUAUUAAAUAUUAAACGAUUUACAGUCCGGCCUGGACCUGCAAAGCUCUCAAA